Messenger RNA from Plasmodium falciparum 3D7, 6696 nucleotides. Its product is annotated as erythrocyte membrane protein 1, PfEMP1. Gene Ontology annotation, molecular function: host cell surface receptor binding. The record is from RefSeq and is a predicted model, not a curated record. Bases 1 to 6696 code for a protein of 2231 amino acids. NCBI's taxonomy places the organism in Eukaryota, Apicomplexa, Aconoidasida, Haemosporida, Plasmodiidae. Gene Ontology annotation, cellular component: membrane. The transcript has 2 exons.
AUGGCAGCAUCCACUACGUAUAGUAGUGCCCCGGAUGCCAAGCAUCUUUUGGAUAUGAUUGGGAAAGACGUGCAUGACCAAGUGAAAAAGGAAGCUAAAGAACGUAGUAAGGGUGAAUUGACAGGACAGUUGUCAUUUGCAUCAAUUUUGGGGGAAAGAGCAUACACCACAGAUCCGUGCCAACUUAUAAAAGAAAAACGUGAGAACCUUAUUGGUGAUCGCGGUGAAAGGCAUCCGUGCGGAAAUGGAAGUGGAAAAGGAGAAGAUGUAAACCGGUUUUCUAAAGAACGUGUCGAUGAAUAUGAUAACAAAAAAAUGAAAUGUAGUUAUGGUAGUAAUGGUAAAAGUGAAGGUGCAUGUGCUCCUUUCAGACGAUUACAUGUAUGUGAUAAAAAUAUCCAACAGAUAAAAACUGAAAAUAUAACAACACAUAAUUUAUUAUUAGAUGUGUGUCUUGCAGCAAAGUAUGAAGGAGAGUCCUUAAAAGGUUAUCAUGAGCAAUAUGAAGUACAAUAUCCUUCUUCUGGUUCUACAAUGUGUACUGAGUUGGCACGAAGUUUUGCAGAUAUAGGAGAUAUUGUCAGAGGAAGAGAUUUGUAUGGAGGUAGUAAAAAAGAAAAAGAAAAAAGAAAACAAUUAGAUGAUAAGUUGAAAAAAAUUUUCGAAAACAUUAAGAAAGAGAAUAAUGAAAAACUUAAAUCCCUUACAGAUGACCAAAUUAGGGAAUAUUGGUGGACUGCAAAUCGAGAAACAGUAUGGAAAGCUAUUACUUGUGACGAAGAGAACAAGCUAGGGGGUUAUUUAUAUUUUCGAGGAACAUGUGGUGAUAAUGAAAAAAGUGUAACUCAGGCUAGAGACAAAUGCCGCUGUAAGAAGAAAGACAACACCCCCGACGACCAGGUCCCCACAUAUUUCGAUUAUGUGCCACAGUAUCUUCGCUGGUUCGAGGAAUGGGGUGAAGACUUUUGCCGUAAAAAAAAAAAAAAAGUAGAAAAUGCUAAAAAAAAAUGUCGUGGAGAAAAUAAUGACAAAUAUUGUAGCCGUAAUGGCUGCGAUUGCGAAAAAACAGUUAGAGCAAAAGGUAAGUUACGUUAUGGUAAUAGAUGCACUGACUGUUUGUAUGCAUGUUAUCCUUACGUUCAUUGGAUAGAUAAGAAAAAAGAAGAAUUUGACAAACAAGUAAAAAAAUAUGAUGAAGAAAUAAAAAAAUAUACAAAGGUAGCAUCAGGUAGUAGUAGGAAAACGCGAGCUGCAACUAUCAAGUAUGAAGGAUAUGAAAAAAAAUUUUAUGAAAAACUGAAAGAAAGUGACUAUGGAAAAGUUGAUAAAUUUUUGGAAAAAUUAAGUAAAGAUAAAGAAUGUGAAAAAGUUGACGACGAAGAAGGAGGAAAAAUUAAUUUUGCUGAAAAACAUGAUAAUAAUAAUAAUGAUGAAAAAGAAGGAACAUUUUAUCGUUCAAAAUAUUGCCAACCAUGUCCUUAUUGUGGAAUGAAAAAGAAAGUUCCUGGUAAGGAAUGGGAAAAGAAAAAUGAUAAUUGCACGAGUGGAAAACUUUAUGAGCCUAAAGGUGACGCAGAAGGUACUCCUAUUAAAAUCCUUAAAAGUGGUGAAAAUCAUGAUGAUAUAAAACAAAAAAUUGACGACUUUUGCAAAACAGAAGAUGAUGAAUCUUUAUAUGCAGCAUGGAAAUGUUAUAAACAUGACGAGGUACAGAAAGUGAAGCGUGAGGGUGAGGAAGAGGAUGAUGACGAGGAGGAUUAUAAAAAUGUAAAAGCUGCAGGCGGAUUAUGUAUAUUGGAAAACCAAAAAAAAAAAGAAGAAGGAAAAGAAAAAAAGUCUGAAAAGGAACCUGAGCAAUUCCAAAAGACAUUCAAUGAUUUUUUUACAUAUUGGGUUGCACAUAUGUUGAAGGAUUCCAUAUAUUGGAGAACAAAGAAAAUUAAGAAAUGUUUAGAAAAUGGUAAGACAAUGAAAUGUAGAAAUGGAUGUAAUAAUGAUUGUGACUGUUUUGAAAGCUGGGUUAAACAAAAAAAAGAAAAGGAAUGGAAGCCAAUAAAAGACCAUUUUGGCAAGCAAGAAGAUAUUAAACAGGAAACAGGAAUGGAUCCUGGCGAUUUUCUUGAAUACUAUUUGAAAUUACAAUUUUUUGAAGAAGUUUCCGAAGAAAAAUCCCAAACUGGUGACGAGGAUGCAAAUGAAAAAAAACGCAUUAAGGAAAUGUUCGACAAGAAAAACCAACGGACAGAUAAGGUUGCUUCCAAUGAGGAAACAAUAAUUGAUUUCAUGCUCGAAGAGGAACUAAAAGACGCCACCAAAUGCAAACAAGACUGUGAACAACGAAAACCACCCGGCGCUGGAGGUGGUGACGUCCGCUCCGACACCGUCCCCUCACGCGACCCCCUCACACCUGGCCCCACUGACGGCCACGAGGACUCCGAAGACGAAGAAGAAGAAGAGGAGGAGGAAGAUGAAGAACACGGCCCCGACGACAAGGAGGGUACCGAGGAAAACGUCGAGGAGACGGAGACGGUGGAAGACCAGGUGGAAGAGGAAAAGGCAAAGGACAACACGGACGGGAAGGGGGAGGAGGAAGAGGACAACCAGGGGGAGACCACACAGAUAACAACACAAGACGGGGUGAAUCCAUGUGACAUAGUGGACAAACUAUUUAAAGACGACAAUACUCUUACAAAUGCCUGUCCAACCAAGUAUGAAAAGGGCCGAGAAAAAUUCCCCAAUUGGAAAUGUAUACCAAGUGGUGACAAAACAGACACUCGUGAACGUGCUGGCCGUUCCAGACGUGACACUAGUGGUGAGAAUACUACCACUGGUAGUAGUGGUGACACUAAUGGUAGUGUUUGUGUGCCAUCCAGGAGGCGAAAACUAUACAUACAAAAACUACACGAUUGGGCGGAAAAACAGGUGGGUACCACACAGGUAGAUGGUAAGGCAGCACAAGGUGACGCCGCGUCGAAAGACCCCAAAGUGGAACUACGAAAUGCUUUUAUCCAGUCUGCGGCAGUUGAAACUUUUUUCUUAUGGCAUAAGUAUAAAGCGGAAAAUACGAAGACACAAGGUGGUGUUGGAUCACUACCACUACAAACCAUCGACCGAAACAGUGCAAACGGCGACGACGAAGACAACCCCGAAAAACAGUUAAAAGAAGGAACAAUACCUCAUGGUUUCUUGCGACAGAUGUUUUAUACACUAGGGGAUUAUAGAGAUAUAUUAGUUGGGAAAUAUGUGGAUAAUGGUAAGGAUAUGGAGGAAGUAAAAAGUAAUAUAGAUAGCUUUUUUUCAAAUGGUGAAAAACCUGAUGACAAAAAGGGUGUCGAACAACGUAAAGAAUGGUGGAAAGAAAACGCAAAACACAUUUGGCAUGGAAUGAUAUGUGCCUUAACCUAUGACACAAACACAGCGAGUGGCGAUAAACACACAUUAAAACAGAAUAAGAGUUUGAAAGAGGCACUUUGGGACGAACAGAAAAAAAAACCCAAAAAAACCGACAAUGGCAGCGACUAUACAUAUGAAAGUGUGGUACUUAAAGAAGAUGAUGAAGGUGGUGGCCCCAGAGGCCAAACCUCCUCACCCUCUAGUGGUGAAAAAACCACCCUCAACAACCCCAAAUUGAGUGAUUUCGUGUUGCGACCCCCCUACUUCCGUUACCUUGAAGAAUGGGGUCAAAAUUUUUGUAAAGAGAGGAAAAAAAGAUUGGAGAAGAUAGAGGAGGAGUGUAUGGAAUAUGGAAGUCGUGGUAAACAAAAACAAAAAUAUAGUGGGGAUGGGGAAGAAUGUGAAAAGGUUCUCGUUGAGGAUGCAAAUAUUUUUUCAGAUUUAAGUUCGAGUUGUGCAACACCUUGUAGAAAAUAUAGGAAAUGGAUAGAAAGAAAAAAAUACGAAUUUACUGAACAAUAUAAUGCAUAUGGUGGACAAAAAAACAAUUACGUAAAUGAACAAAAAGACAAAUGCCAAACACAAAGUAAUAAUCAUGAUAAUGGAUUUUGUGGAACACUAGAAAAGGACGCUGCAGCAUUUUUAAAUAGGUUAAAAAACGGACCAUGUAAAAAUAAUAAUGAUAAUGGAGAAGAGCAUAAAAUAGAUUUUAAUGAUACAAAGAAAACAUUUAAACAUACAGAAUAUUGUGGUCCAUGUUCUGAAUUUAAAGUUAAAUGUAAAAAUGGUGCUUGCGGUGAUAGUAAUACGCAAAAGAAAUGCAAUGGAAUAACGCCUAUUGAUGGAAAUGAAAUUGCAAAAAUGAUAACUUCUACUGAAGAAGUUGUUAUGCGUGUCAGUGAUAAUAGUGGAAAUAGAUUUGAUGGUGAUUUAAAGGAGGCUUGUAACGGUAAAGGUAUUUUUAAAAGUAUUAAAGAAAAUAAAUGGGAAUGUCGUAAUGUAUGUGGUUAUGUUGUAUGUAAACCGAAAGAAGGAAAUAGGGAAACAGCCAGUGGGGAAAACAAAGAUCAAAUUAUAACAAUUAGAGCUUUGGUUACACAUUGGGUACAAAAUUUUUUAGACGAUUAUAAGAAAAUUAAACAUAAAAUUUCACAGUGUACGAAAACUGAUCAAGGAUCCACAUGUCAAAAUAAAUGUCAAAAUAAAUGUAAAUGUGUUGGAGAAUGGAUACCUAAGAAGAGGGAAGAAUGGGAAAAAAUAAGAAAGCGUUUCCUUGAACAAUAUAAAAUUGAAAACGAUGAAGAUUUUAACGUUAGAAGUUGUUUGGAGAACUUCUUAGUUCAAAUUGGUGCUGCAAACGCUAAAAAUAAGGUUAUAAAAUUAAGUAAGUUCGGUAAUUCUUGUGGAUGUAGUGCCGAUGCGAGCGCACAAAAAAACGAUGGUCAUAAGGAUGCUAUAGAUUGUUUGCUUCAAAAGCUUCAAAAUAAAAUUGACGACUGCAAUAAGAACCAGGCCCAAAAUAGUGUCGAAACCCAACCGAGUGAUGAAAACCCAGCACAGUGUCAAGAUACCCACCCUGAUGAUGACUUACUCCUUGAAGAAGAACAAAACCCAAAAAAUAUGCGACCGGGAUUUUGUCCGGAAGACGAUACAACAGAACAACAAGAGGAAGAACAAGACACUUGUACACCAGCAGGAACUGUUAAAGAAGAAGAAGAAGAAAAAGAAGAGAAAAAAGAUAAAGGAGAUGAAGAAGAAGAAUCACCUAGUGGUAAUUCUGCCCCAGAUCCACCAGAAUCACCUAGUGCGGGACCCAACCACAACCAACACCCCCCAGCGAUUCCAACCCCGGCAACACCAGCAGCAGAUCCCCCUCAAGCGGACGAACCAUUCAAUCGUGACAUUCUGGAAAAGACCAUUCCUUUUGGAGUGGCGUUGGCAUUAGGAUCCAUUGCUUUUUUAUUUUUGAAGAAAAAAACCAAAUCAUCUGUUGGAAAUUUAUUCCAAAUACUGCAAAUACCCAAAAGUGAUUAUGAUAUACCUACCCUUAAAUCCAAAAAUAGGUACAUACCAUAUAAAAGUGGUCCAUAUAAAGGCAAAACAUAUAUAUAUAUGGAAGGAGAUUCAGACGAAGAUAAAUAUGCAUUUAUGUCUGAUACUACUGAUAUAACCUCGUCAGAAAGUGAAUAUGAAGAAAUGGAUAUCAAUGAUAUAUAUGUACCAGGUAGUCCUAAAUAUAAAACAUUGAUAGAAGUGGUACUAGAACCUAGUGGUAACAACACAACAGCUAGUGGUAAAAACACACCUAGUGAUACACAAAAUGAUAUACAAAAUGAUGGUAUACCUAGUAGUAAAAUUACAGAUAAUGAGUGGAAUACAUUGAAACAUGAUUUUAUAUCUAAUAUGUUACAAAAUGAACCAAAUACAGAACCAAAUAUUUUACAUGAUAAUUUGGAUAAUAAUACCCAUCCUACCAUGUCACGUGAUAAUAUGGAAGAAAAACCUUUUAUUACUUCUAUUCAUGAUAGAAAUUUAUAUACUGGAGAAGAAUAUAAUUAUAAUGUUAAUAUGGUUAAUAGUAUGGAUGACACAAAAUAUGUAUCAAAUAAUGUAUAUUCUGGUAUAGAUUUGAUUAAUGACACAUUAAGUGGUAACAAACAUAUUGAUAUAUAUGAUGAAGUAUUGAAACGAAAAGAAAACGAAUUAUUUGGAACAAAUCAUGUGAAACAAACAAGUAUACAUAGUGUUGCCAAACUAACAAAUAGUGAUCCCAUCCACAAACAAUUAGAUUUGUUACAUACAUGGUUAGAUAGACAUAGACAUAUGUGCGAGAAGUGGAAUAAUAAAGAGGAAUUAUUAGAUAAAUUAAAAAAAGAGUGGAAUAAAGAAAAUAACACUAAUAGUAGUCUCACACACACUAGUAACAUACCAAGUGGUGAAAAUAGUAUUAAGAAUGUGUUGAAUACUGAUGUUUCUAUUCAAAUAGAUAUGGAUAAUCCUAAACCAAAGAAUGAAUUUACGAAUAUGGAUACAAUCCCCGACAAAUCUACUAUGGAUACUAUAUUGGAUGAUCUAGAAAAAUAUAACGAACCCUACUACUAUGAUUUUUAUAAAGAUGAUAUCUAUUAUGAUGUAAAUGAUGAUGAUAAAACAUCUAUGGAUGAUAUAUAUGUGGAUCAUAAUAAUGUAACUAGUAAUAAUAUGGAUGUACCUACUAAAAUGCACAUCGAAAUGAAUAUUGUUAAUAAUAAAAAUGAGAUUUUCGAAGAGGAAUAUCCUAUAUCAGAUAUAUGGAAUAUCUAA